Exophiala xenobiotica is the source of this 2250-nucleotide messenger RNA. RefSeq lists its product as uncharacterized. Lineage: Eukaryota; Fungi; Ascomycota; Eurotiomycetes; Chaetothyriales; Herpotrichiellaceae. The transcript is spliced from 4 exons. The record is from RefSeq and is a predicted model, not a curated record. Bases 105 to 1772 code for a protein of 555 amino acids.
GGGAAGAUGAAUUCUCUUUCGAUCACACGCUCUUCCUACCUCAUCCGUGGCUGCGAAGCCCUUUGGACAUAUCUUGGCCUGCGUUGACCCCGUCGACGAGCAUUAUGUUUCCGUUGAAUGCUAGUCCUUCUAUCGACAUCUCGUUGCCAUCGGUCCAAGCGGCAGGCAGCAAUGAAGAUCAAUUUCCCAAGUACACCAGCACAAGCCAGUUCAGGCUCACACCUACAUGUCUUUUACGGACGGGUUACAAUCGUUUGCGUGCGGGCAUAAGUGAAGCAAUCGGCCAAGAUCUCGAAUCGGCGGAAAUAUAUCUACCGAGCAAAGAAUCGCUAAACACAUUUAUCGAAAUCUACUUCGAAAAUUUCUCUCCUCUCUUUCCAAUCCUACCACCGUCUGGUUUCGUUGCAGACACCGAGCACUAUUUACUAGUUUUGUGUCUCUCUACGAUCGGCGCAUCGUUUCUUGCCGAGACAGAAGCCAAAGCUCUCCACUCAAUGCGCUCACUCUUGCAGAAGUGCCUAGACAACUUUGCUGGCAAAGAAAUUACACUCGCUCUCGAGAUUUGGUACCAGCAAGUCAGGUUGUUGGCCUACGUUCUCUUCAGCUGUAGCGAAAGCUUUGAACUGCUGGACUACGCACAGAAGGCAAAAGGCGUGUUCGUGGUCUCCCAUGAGCAACGAUUACGCAAUCUUCACCAUGGAGCUCAGCCGGGUACAACGACUUGGCUUCGAUGCGAGGAGGAACUAGACGCCUGGAGGCAGAACGAGUCGUUGAAGAGAACAGCAUUCGCGGCUUGGGGAUCACUUCUAUAUGAUCUGCCGUCCUUGGCAAUCUCGGGCACCCGUAAUUUCCCCCCUCCGGCAUCAGAAGGACUAUGGGGGGCUAAGACAAUGAAGGAAUGGAACACGGAACGUCUGAAAGAAGGCCUGGAUACAAACGAACCGACCCUAAACGAGUGGGUCGAGAUUUUGUAUAGAGAUGGCGACAUCCCCCCGAGAUUUAGCGGCUUUUCGAGGUUCCUAGCUAUGCUAGCCAUCUCCCAGGACAUACGUGACUUCAUUGGGGCAGCCGACAGGUUUCGCUGUCUUCCAUAUGACGGACGUCAACGCUCCCGACUGGAAUGGACCCAUCUUCUUUCGAGAUGUUACGAACGAUUGACUCAGACACCAUGUGUCGACGAAACCUGGCCGCUUCACCUGGAACUUAUCUCGCAAUCCUACCAUUAUACCGUGAUGACCAUUCAGGUCGCAGUCACAGAUAUUUAUGCUUUCGUGGGAUUCAAGGCAAGUUAUCAUCACGAGGUCGACAUAACCCGAUAUCGUCUCUCAACCUGGAUGUUAGAACAACCCGAGGGUAUCCAAGUUGCGCUUCUCCACGCCCUUCAGAUCUUUAUCCAGCUCCGAGUCCAAAAAAACAAAACAAAAAGUCCUCACGCCCCAAUGGUGCUAUGCUUUGCGGUUCUGAUCAUCUGGGCAUAUAUCGAGCUGAAGAUAGGGCCCCUGGAAAUGGAGCUCGGUCGCUGUGCCGAGUGCAAGGACGAUACGCUUGGGAGCCUAGACCACUGCUGCUUGCAGGCGGCUCUCGGCCACGAGUUGUCAGACUUCGAGUUGCACUUGAUCCAGGGCAAAGUGCAGGUCGACCAUCUCAUUCGCGAGAGCUGUGCGCUGCUUCACGCUAUGCCAUUUUGGCAAAGUCAUGGGGUUGUAUCCGUCCUCACUUACUACCACCAAAGUGUCAAAGGGUCCAAGAGCACGGUCACAUUCCCACGGUGAACAGCAACGUAUUGUUGAGGAGUGAGUGACCUUAACGCCAGGACACCACAGUCCUGCGAGCAUCAGUCUAGUCGCAGGAGAAGGUGAAUCGCGGUUCAACUUACGCAGUCUGCGGCCCUGGGCACAGUUUCCGGAUCAACGAUUUGCCGAAAUGAACGGAUUCAAUCCCAGCCGCAGCCCACCAUCUCCGACCUUGCCGAGAACAAAAGGCGCACAAAAGCGAUCGAGACGGAGACCAAAUCAUGGACCAGACUGGAAAACCGAGCACAUGUUUGCCCCAGAUCAUAGAUUGCAGGGAGUGGAGAUGAUAUAAGAGCGCAUGCUAAACGAGCGAGCAUGUGGCGAUCGGAUCGAAGCAUAUGCCAUAGAGAUAAGGGAAGAAGGAAAAUGGAGGGUGGUACGAGGCUACAAUGCAGAUAACAGACCGUUUGCACUGCAGAAGAGAUCCGAGUGCCUCCUAGUAGUAACAAGAGAUGGC